This is a messenger RNA of Saprolegnia parasitica CBS 223.65, 1816 nucleotides long. RefSeq lists its product as hypothetical. The record is from RefSeq and is a predicted model, not a curated record. NCBI's taxonomy places the organism in Eukaryota, Oomycota, Saprolegniomycetes, Saprolegniales, Saprolegniaceae. Bases 11 to 1816 code for a protein of 601 amino acids. The transcript is spliced from 7 exons.
CGGCGCAAUCAUGAAGCGGACAUGGUCGCGCUGCGUGAACGGGCCCUUGGGGCAGCGCGUGACGUUCGCCGGCGUCUGUGCCUACGUGCUCGCAGCCACGGCCUUCUUCAUCGUCCACCAACUGUACACAACGCCCGCGCACAGAAUUCGGCACGUCUUGGUGGCGAGCCUUACACCGCUGCGGCACGCCACCUGCAACUACCAAACGACCGCCUUUUCUUCGCGUUACGAAGCGAUCUAUGCGGCCCCGCCAUCCCCGCCGGCGUCGCUCCAAGCCCUGCGACGCCACUCGGACGCGCAGACGCAACUAUCGUGGGCCGACUGUCUUCCCAUGCGCAUGGUGGUCUGCGGCGUCAACGCUGGCUCGCAAGACUCGCUCUUCACCCAGUCGCCGCCGUGCCGGUCCGCCGUCUUGCACCAUCUGCUCGUCGCGACAGCCGCCGCUAUUCAAGAGCGCGGCUACAGUGCCAUGCCGAUUGGUUCCGGGCUGCAGCAUCUCUGGGAACACGGCGCGCUGCCGCCCAACGCCACCAGCAUUGAUAUGCUUACGGACGCCCCGAUUGAUCUCGCCGCGUGGUUUUGGGCCCGCGGGUUUGCCCACUUUGUUGAUGAGAAGAGCGGCCAUGCGGUCACGUGCAUGGCCCCCCACCACACGCUCGCGACUCUUCUCUACGCGGACGAGGGAGCAAGAGCAGUGCCGCCACCGUAUUUGCGCUGGUCGACGAUGUUGAGCGUCGACGAUGUUUUCACGAUUGCACCCGAGAAGGACCAUGUCUAUUGGCAGUGGCACUUGACGCCGCUCGCUUGCUUGCCAUUGUACAACUCGUCGAUGCUCGCGCCGUCGUUGCCUGCUUCGUUCUUUACAGCGGGACACAGUGACCAAACGCAGACAUCCAACGCCACAUACCCCAACCCAGCAUGCGAGAUCCUGUGUGACCAGGACACGCCGGCCCUCAUACGCAAUGUCGACGCCAACGUUGCGCGCUGUCCGCUGCGCAACGAUGCAGAGUACAACGCGCGACUCGCCGGGUACUUGCGCCAGCCGCUUCCGCUGCAGCUCUCGCCAGCGCACGAGCCGUACAUUGCGCCGUUUAGCGACACGACCAAGCUCCGCGAAGGCAAGCCGUGGGAAUACUGUCUUCCGAUCAAACCGCAGCAGUGUGGCGCGCGACGUGGUAUCAAGACGACCCUCUUCGAGACGCCGCAAGGCAAGCCAUGCCGGUCGGCCGUGCUUCAGAUCCUCCUUGAGAACAUGCUCGAGGUCGUCCAAGAGCUGCACCUUCCGUCGUUUGUCUACUUUGGCACGCUCCUCGGCGCGUGGCGCGACGAAGCCAUCAUUCCGCACACGGCCGACGUCGACGUCGUCCUGCCGUCGUACACGAACUGGACCCACGUCCAGGAUGUCAUGUGGGCGCGCGGCUUUUACGUGUUUAAACGUGAUAUCCACGGCGCCUGCGUCGCGUCGCACCACCCGCUCGCGUCAUUGCUGUAUGCGCCGGAUCAAACGCGGACCGACUCGUCCAUGCACGGCACGCCGUAUCUGGAUCUGUACAUGUGGGAAAAAGAGUACACUACAUCCACGGCGUACAUCCAGGUCGAGACGGCCAACGCCAAGCUCACCGCGUCCCAAGUGUUUCCACUCACGUGCAACCACACGAUCUUUGGCAGUCCGGUGCCCGGCAUCCAGCACCCGGAAGCCAUGUUCAAGAGCGAGUACGGCGACACGUACGACGUCGACCCGAAUUUGCGCCUCGAAGCGUGCGAGUCGUACUGCGACUACCAGCUCGUUCCAAACAAGAAUGUCCCGGUCACGUAA